Molecule: messenger RNA, 538 nt
Organism: Notechis scutatus (mainland tiger snake)
Lineage: Eukaryota; Metazoa; Chordata; Lepidosauria; Squamata; Elapidae
Product: histone H2A-like
Cellular component (GO): nucleosome
Molecular function (GO): DNA binding; protein heterodimerization activity; structural constituent of chromatin
Source: RefSeq, a predicted model, not a curated record
AUAAAAGACCUUCAACGGCGAUUGUUCGCUACUGUUUUGUCUUGUGAGGCGGAAGAGUUUGAAGAUGUCGGGCCGAGGUAAAACUGGAGGCAAGGCACGAGCAAAGGCGAAAUCCCGCUCUUCCAGAGCCGGGUUGCAGUUUCCUGUGGGUCGAGUUCAUCGGCUUCUGCGUAAGGGCAAUUACGCCGAGCGGAUUGGAGGAGGGGCACCGGUAUAUUUGGCUGCGGUGCUGGAGUACUUGAGCGCUGAGAUUCUGGAGCUCGCUGGUAAUGCCGCGAGGGACAACAAGAAAAGUCGGAUCAUCCCGCGACACUUGCAGUUGGCGGUGCGCAACGAUGAAGAAUUAAACAAGUUGCUGGGGGGAGUCACGAUUGCUCAGGGUGGCGUCUUGCCGAAUAUCCAUGCGGUUUUAUUGCCGAAAAAAACCGAAAUUCUACAUAGCGCUAGUAGCAGCAAGCCCACCACUAGCGUGAGCAAGUCUACGAAGGUGCCCAAAGUCGCUGUCAAACCGACGACCGCUCCUGUUUCUGUUCAGUGA